UUUACUUGGAAAUUCAACUUCAGCAUAAACAUGAAAACGGAUGCACCUAUUGCAAGUUACUGACUUCUGAAGGAUUCUUUAGUAAAUUUAAUCCGAAACAGAAAAAUGUUCUCAAGGACAACCAGAUUCUGCAGAACCAACCGUACCCAGACGGUUUGGUUCAAAUGUACGAUUCGAAGUAGAACAUUGACAACACACCAGGUGCUAGCCUGAACAGGACUACAUGAAAAGAAUCAAUAUUAUGACCGCCCAGUUGAUCGCCUUCCGGAAAUAAGUGGUUUCAGGAUACAAUCUCGCUGAUCCUUAAAACGAUCCCAAGAUAUGAUAAUGAAUAAUGCAAGUUUGGAGUAUGUUUGGAUCAACACAACAACCGAUAAUAGAACUUUCGACUUCGACCUCUACGAUCUCAAUGGGAACUGCUGUCUGCCUACCGGUCAGCCUGAUUUUCAGGAGUAUCUCGAGUCGAUGUCCAAUGAUCGUGUCAGUCUGCUAACGUUCCUGUUCCUAUUCUCGUUUGCCACCGUUUUCGGUAACUCACUCGUUAUUUUGGCUGUUGUCCGUGAGCGAUAUUUGCAUACGGCGACGAAUUACUUCAUAACAAGCCUGGCUGUGGCUGAUUGUCUAGUGGGGCUCGUGGUGAUGCCAUUUUCCGCCCUCUACGAGGUUCUACAGAAGACUUGGUUUUUCGGGACGGAUUGGUGUGAUAUCUGGCGGUCGUUGGAUGUCCUUUUCAGUACGGCGUCUAUACUGAAUCUGUGCGUGAUUUCGCUGGACCGGUACUGGGCGAUAACAGAUCCUUUUUCGUAUCCGAUGCGUAUGACGCGAAACAGAGCGGUAAUGCUCAUCUGUGCAGUGUGGAUAUGUUCGGGUGCAAUAAGUUUUCCCGCGAUAGUGUGGUGGAGGGCUGCACGUGAGGGCGACAUGCCCCCAUACAAAUGUACAUUCACAGAACAUUUAGGCUAUUUAGUGUUUUCGUCGACAAUAUCUUUUUAUCUACCGCUUUUAGUAAUGGUUUUCACUUAUUGUCGUAUUUAUCGUGCUGCCGUCGUACAAACCCGAUCUCUUAAGAUCGGUACAAAACAAGUACUGAUGGCUUCGGGGGAAUUGCAACUAACGCUUCGUAUUCAUCGCGGCGGGACUACCCGUGAGCCGCAUCAUCACUCUCAUCAACAUCAUCAUCACCACUCUUCCGCGACUACCACGUCAACGCCCGAGGAGCCAGAGGAGGAACCUUUGUCCGCCCUGCAUAACAACGGCUUGGCACGUCAUCGUCAUCUGGGAAAGAAUUUUUCACUUUCCCGGAAACUGGCGAAAUUCGCGAAGGAGAAGAAAGCGGCCAAAACGUUAGGAAUCGUGAUGGGCGUGUUUAUUGUUUGUUGGCUGCCAUUCUUUGUAGUUAAUUUAUUAUCGGGUUUUUGUAUUCAAUGUAUAGCACAUGAAGAAAUUGUCUCGGCCGUGGUCACGUGGCUAGGCUGGAUCAAUUCAAGUAUGAAUCCUGUAAUAUAUGCGUGUUGGAGUCGUGAUUUUAGAAGAGCUUUCGUUAGAAUACUGUGUGUAUGCUGUCCUAGGAAGAUAAGAAGAAAAUAUCAGCCGACGAUGCGCUCGAAAUCACAGUGCCACGUUGCAGCCAUGGUGGCGACGUCGACAUCAGUCAGCUACUCGUCAGUUAACCAGUUCGAUAGCAACCGGUCGAUUAUGUGACGACAGCUUAGCAGUUGCAGCUCCUGUAGCGGGAGCAGCAGCUGCGGCAGAAACGGUAGCCAAAGGGAGCGUGGGAAUAGUUGUACCCGAUGCCAGAGCUUCCAUCGACAUCACUUUCGAAGGGGUCGACGUCGAAACAGCCAACUGAAAAUGUCCACACUACAGUCACCACCGUCAUCGAUAGCACAACCAACCAUCGUUACAACAACGGGUAGUAGCCAUCAAUCGGCCGGAAAACAUUGCACCUUUGCAACCACCACCACCACUAUCCCGAACGUAUCAGACCAUCAUAGCAGUCUGCUUCCACCACAGACUCUCCUGCGUACCGGCGGAAUGCGUAAAAAAUCGACAAUUAGAGGGGAGCGGACAUCCCUGGACGAUCUCACGCAACAUAAACCACUUCAAAAGUGCCCGAGCGCACAGAGCCAAAGUUCCAAUAGCAGCAAUUCAUCCACCAUUAGGAUAAUUGACUAGACAAUUCGGGAAGAACUGGAGGCAUCAAUAACGCAGCAACAGCAGGAACCAACCUCGUCUACGUACUAAUGAAUUUCUUCUGGACAAUAAACCUUGUUUGAGUGGUAAAUAGUCAGGCAAAACAUUCAAUGUUUUAAUAGUUUCGAUCCUUUGAAUGGUCUCCCGGUAUUUGGCGAAUUACUAAUUGUUAUUGUUUAAGUUAAAUAGGAAGUAUGCACGCAUCUCAAUUACGAAGGUCCUUAGAGAAGAAUUACGGUUAUUAGUGCUAGGAAAAAGAGUGAAA
Messenger RNA from Hermetia illucens (black soldier fly), 2458 nucleotides. RefSeq names its product dopamine receptor 2 (gene Dop1R2). The record is from RefSeq and is a predicted model, not a curated record. Gene Ontology annotation, biological process: adenylate cyclase-activating adrenergic receptor signaling pathway. Gene Ontology annotation, cellular component: membrane. NCBI's taxonomy places the organism in Eukaryota, Metazoa, Arthropoda, Insecta, Diptera, Stratiomyidae. Gene Ontology annotation, molecular function: adrenergic receptor activity. The transcript is spliced from 3 exons.